AUGGCGGAUGAAACCAGUGGCAAUUCUUGCCCUGUCUCCGGGGACAUAUCUGGGGACGAUUCGCAGAGCCAACCGCUCCCAACACCAGGCCUCAAACCAAACCCCAUCGUGGACGAUUUGAAGAAAAACCAUUUGAAUAAGGGUGUCUUGAUCCCACUUAAGACAACCCAAGAAGUCCGCCAAGACCAUACUACCGUUUAUGCAUACAUUACUCGGGCGCCAACAAAGUCUGCUAACGACGUCAUAACAGCCUUGCGAACAUUACGACCAGAGGGUGGUGCUAAUCCCCUACCCCAUCUUCGCACCUGUGCAAAGCCGACAGACUUGCCUGCGCACCUCAAGACACAAUUCAUGAAUGAUGAUCCAGUAGGCCGCCAGAUUCAUACCAGCAAGUCUACGUGGAUCUACAUUAUUGCAGGCGAGGCCAGGGAGAUCAGCAAAUCAGACCUCAUCAAGACUUUAUCGACAGUGGACGCGUUAGAAAACGACCCCUUCAUCGCCACCAUCACCAUUCCUCUGCUGGCACCUACAUCCCAAGUGCAAGCAGCGCUGUGGUCGUCUCAGUAUUGGCCAACGGUUUACCGCAAGAACAACCCCCUCGGUCCUCAUCCUAGCAUGGUGGGUCGUGGAACAGAUGAGAUUAAGGAGGAUGCAUCCUUGUGGAUGGCCCUGGCCCAUCAAGUCGCCUUGCAAGCAAAAGAGGCAGGAAUCGGAGAGGCCAUGGGAGCUGUGAUUGUUCAGAGAGGAGAAAACGGAACCGAGUUGGUUGGUCUUGCUGGCGAUGCCCGUAAACAUCAAGAAUGCAACGGGGCAAUUCUCAACAACACCGUGACACACUGCGUGCUUCGGGCAAUCAGUAUGGUUGCCCAAAAGCUCGUAAGGCACGAGCACCGGGAGGCUGGCAUAACUGCUGAAGCGGCAAAUUUAUAUUACGACUGUUUUCAAGACCAGCCCUUGAUUGAGCUGGAACGCCGUUGUUUUGAGCAAGAGCAUCCAAACAAGGAUGGAUACCUUUGCCAUGGAUUGGAGCUGUAUGUCACCCACGAGCCAUGCGUUGCUUGUUCUAUGGGUAUACUUCAUUCCCGCAUGGGCAAAGCUGUCUUUUGCCAUCAGAUGGGUCGCACUGGUGGAUUGAGUUCGGAUGAUCGUCCGGAUGGAGGUGGACGAGGGUUGGGAUUAUUCUGGAGACGGGAGCUCAAUUGGAGUUUGCUGGCUUGGGCAUGGGAACGUGAAAACGUACCCGACCUCCCGCCCAUCGACCCAACCACUCAUGUUUAG
This is a messenger RNA of Metarhizium brunneum ARSEF 3297, 1278 nucleotides long. Lineage: Eukaryota; Fungi; Ascomycota; Sordariomycetes; Hypocreales; Clavicipitaceae. The record is from RefSeq and is a predicted model, not a curated record.